Messenger RNA from Hevea brasiliensis (rubber tree), 1095 nucleotides. RefSeq names its product LRR receptor-like serine/threonine-protein kinase EFR. Gene Ontology annotation, molecular function: protein binding. The record is from RefSeq and is a predicted model, not a curated record. The transcript has a single exon. The coding region runs from base 1 to 1095 and encodes 364 amino acids. NCBI's taxonomy places the organism in Eukaryota, Viridiplantae, Streptophyta, Magnoliopsida, Malpighiales, Euphorbiaceae.
AUGGAACUUGUUGGCACAAGAUUAGAUGAGUUUUGGCCUUCAUCAAUCCUUCGUUUUCAUGUGUUAUUCUUAAUUUCUGUAACCACACUAUGCUUCCAACCCGCUGAUUUUCUCACUAAAUUGGGAAAUGAGAUUGACAGGCUUGCACCUCUGGAAUUCAAAGCCAGGAUAAGCAAUGAUCCAAAUGGCAUCUUCAGCUCAUGGAAUCACUCUGUCCACUACUGCAAAUGGGAAGGGGUUACUUGUGGCCGCAAGCAUCAGAGAGUUACGUCUUUAAAUCUGCAGGGGCUGAGCUUGUCUGGGACCAUAUCUCCACAUGCAGGGAAUCUCACCUUCUUGAGGUUCCUCAGCCUUGGUGACAACAGAUUCCAUGGUGAAAUUCCUCGAGAAGUUGGUCACCUCUUCAGAUUGAGAUUUCUUAACCUGACGAAAAAUCAAUUGAGUGGUGAAGUUCCAGGUGGCAUCAAUUGCUCAGAGCUCAGGGUUGUAAGUUUGAUGAAUAACAACUUAGUGGGAAAAAUCCAAGCAGUGCUAGGCUCUUCAAAGAAGCUUGAGAUUCUUUCCUUUCGCAGAAAUAGUCUCACAGGAGAGAUCCCAUAUUCGUUUGGAAAUCUUUCAUCCCUCCAACGGAUUUUCCUAACUUAUAAUAAUUUGCAGGGAAAGAUUCCAACUGAAUUGGGACACUUAACAAGCUUAACUUCAUAUGCGCUCGGAGUUAAUAAUCUGAGUGGUCCAAUACCUCCUGCCCUUUACAAUAUCUCAUCUAUCACUGCCAUUGAAACUACAUAUAAUCAAUUAAGUGGGAGUCUCCCAGCAAACAUAGGCCUUACUCUUCCUAACCUGCAACAACUGCUCUUGGCCGAAAAUGGAUUUUAUGGAACUAUUCCAGAAUCAUUGGCGAACGCUUCUCAGCUUUGGCUUAUUGACAUAUCUACCAACAGUUUCACGGGACCAAUUCCGACUAAUCUGGGAAAUCUCAAGGGUCUUGAACAGCUUCAUGUGGAGUUCAAUUUCUUCGGCAGCAACACAAGUCAAGAUUUGAGUUUUUUUACCAUCUCUGGCCAACAGCAGCGGUCUACAACAACUAUACUUUGA